Lytechinus pictus (painted urchin) is the source of this 3615-nucleotide messenger RNA. RefSeq lists its product as uncharacterized. The record is from RefSeq and is a predicted model, not a curated record. The coding region runs from base 993 to 3131 and encodes 712 amino acids. Gene Ontology annotation, cellular component: plasma membrane. Gene Ontology annotation, biological process: urea transmembrane transport. NCBI's taxonomy places the organism in Eukaryota, Metazoa, Echinodermata, Echinoidea, Temnopleuroida, Toxopneustidae. The transcript is spliced from 10 exons. Gene Ontology annotation, molecular function: urea transmembrane transporter activity.
GUAUAAAUAGCCGCUAUGAAUUAUUCUAGUCAUUUACUAAACAGAAUAUAAAAGUACUGGAAAUUAAAUUUUGAAUUUCAGAGAAACAAUUAAAACCACGUUUCAUUACACAUCCCCCUAAUACCAGAUUAUGUAUAGUUCGUAACAACAUCAGCAAAAAAAUAGACAACUGAGGAUUAUACAGUAUGACAAUGGCAACAGAAGAAAUUGUCAAUUAACUAAGUCAUUAUUCGAUGAAGUUUUUAUUAUUUCCAACUCCACAAGUACUUGCACUCUCGAUCUAAUGAUCUGUAUAUUGUCCUUGGCCAUUCUGUUGCCUCGUUAUCAAAGCAUUAAUUAUCUCUCUGUCUGUUGUAAACUCUGCCAUACACUUUUGGUAAUGACCCCCAGCUUUAAUCACCUGCCAAUUGUGAUAUGUAUUCGAGACCUAGACAUAUUUUUUUCUGAAUAAUGUUUUUUCUCUCCAGCUUGACAUAUAGGCCUACUUUAUUUCAAAAUAGGUUAAUUGAAGUUUCCCUGCAAAAGAAAAAUUCUUCAAGAGAAAAAAUCAUAUGAUAAAUAAUAUCGUGAGUGCACAUACUGAAGUCAAUUUCAUGAUGUUUGAAUAUGCCUCGCAAAUCCAUAUUUGGUAUUCAUUUAUAAAUAUUUUUUUAAUAUCGUUUUCGCAAAUAAACAAAUUGAGUGUCUUUUAAUAAUAAUUUAAGGUAACCUUUAUUAUGAGUCUAAUCAUAUAAUGACAUAAUAUUUGGAAAUAAGAAAAUAAUGAUUUAUUCAGAGUUAAAUAACACAAGGGUGUUGACUAUCUUCUUUAAAAUAAAACAUAAAACAAGUUUUAAGGAAAGAAAUCAAACAAAAAGAAUUCACAGCUUUUUUUUUGGAGGGGGAACAUUGUGAGACUUUGAUGCCUUUUACUACAUUUUUCAUCAAAUUACAGCUUGUAUUUUUUGCUAAUAGAUGACUAGAAAUUUAUCAUUUGUUUGUCUUUGCAGGCAAUGCUAGAUGUUAGUUUCGAUGCCGGAGGACGAGUAUCUGUUGGUUUAACUGCAACUACUAUCGUAUCUCAAUGGACCUGGGCCGCCACCCUUCUCCAGUCAUCAACUGUAGCGGCAAAUAAUGGUAUCAGUGGUCCUUUUUGGUAUGCAGCAGGGGCAACCGUCCCUCUGCUGAUGUUCGCAGCUCUCUCGGUACAGAUGAAGAUCAGGGCACCUGGUGCAAAGACAUUUCUACAGGUCAUCCAGGCCCGCUUUGGAAGUCGGACGCACUUGGUAUUCUGUGCCUUUGCCGUCAUGACCAAUAUCAUCGUCACCGCAAUGCUGAUGAUGGGAGGUUGUGCAGUUCUGACAUCACUUGUGGAUGGUCUAUCAUUGGAAAUGGCAGCCAUGUGUUUGACGGCGAUCAUCUGGGCUAGUACGGGUAUCGGUGGGCUUGGAGCCACAUUCUAUCUCUCUUAUUUCAACACCACCGUUAUAUUCAUCAUCAUGACCAUCUUUGUACUCAUAACGUAUAACAACGUCGGAAGUCAGAACACGAUACUUGGUACUGUUGAUACAAUGUAUAGUUACCUGAACUGUACAUUGGGUCCUGAACAGAACCAGGACCGGAGUUACCUGACCUUUCUUUCUCCCAGUGGGAUUAUGUUCGGUGUCAUCAACAUCGUUGGUAACUUUGGAACUGUGUUCGUAGAUCAGUCCUACUGGCAGAGUUCAGUAGCAGCCAAACCAAGAGAAGGCAUGUGGGGAUUCCUGAUUGGUGGUUUAGUCUGGUUUGCCAUUCCUUUCACCUUUGCAUCUACCAUGGGUCUUGCUUACCUGGCACUCAGCGCCAAUGCUGGUAUGCAUCUUCUUUCACCGGAACAGAUUGCUCAAGGCCUAGUUCCUCCAAAAAUUGCACAAGAAUUGAUGGGCCAGAGCGGGGAGGUUUUGAUGGUCCUUAUGAUUCUCAUGGCCGUGACGUCAACUGGGUCAGCGGAGGUCAUGGCUAUCACGUCUAUCUUAGUUUACGACUGCUAUCAGAUUCACUUGAAGCCUUUCAGACGUGUUGCCGAUAGCAAUGGCUGCGUCCUCUGUGGCAAAUCACGUGGUCGGAUGGCGUCGUUGAGAGACCAGUGCAACUGCCAGAGUAUGGUUGACUGUGAGUGGUGUCACGCUGAUGAUGAAGCAAGAAUGGAACAAACAAACCGUGCCCUUAAGCCUGCUUUCAAGUGCACUGUGCAUGGUACAUAUCGCACUUAUCUGGAGCUCCUCCAGAGCAAAAGAGAUUGGAGUCUCGUCUGGGUUUCUCUAUCCUUCAUACCUCUUACACUUAUCUUCAAUUUUUUACAGGUGAAUCUCAACGCUGUGUACAAUUUCAUGGGGAUCCUGAUAGGCUCAUCAGUAACUCCUAUUAUUCUGAGCAUGUUUUGGACGAGGCUGACUGGUAUGGCUAUGAUAAUGGGUGCCACCAUCGGCAUGGCGUGCGGAUUGAUCACGUGGAUCAUUGCCGGCUCCAUUCUGAAUGGAAAUUUAAACUUCACAGUCUUCUUCGAUAGUUCAUGGGAAAGCUUCGAUGAGAACAUGUUAAUUGGUAACUGCGGAUCCAUUCUGUCGGGAGCUCUAAUAACUUUGGUCGUCAGUUUCUUAACCAACCGUGGUGUAACAGAAGAAGAAAAACACGAGAUAUGGGAGAAAACAAGAGAUAUUGACAAUCCGCUUUCACCUUGGCCACAACUCUACGUCAAAGAAUUUGGGGUUCCAGAAGGAAAGCUAGUCUACAACCGUCCUUCGCUACUGCAGAUGCUUAGUGAGUUCCGACGAGCAAACCUCAUUGCAAUUGUAUCUGGAGUGAGCGCAACUAUCAUUCUCGCAGUCAUCUGGCCAGUCAUCAUGAGCUCCAUGGGAGUCCUCAGCAGGAACGAGUUCAGAUCCUGGAUAUAUCUUUCCGAGACUUGGGCAGUUAUCGCUGGUGUGUUUAUCAUCUUCGUCCCCAUUGUCACGGAGGUACGAGACAUUACAUUGCGUUUGAGAGAGAAUAAGGCCAGGAUGGCGGUUGGUCCUGUCGAAGAAACCACCCAACCAGCAGAAAGAACUGCUCAGCCUUUACAACAUCAACAUGAUGCUUACCAGGUACCGACUGUCAGUGGACAAACUUUAUAACGGUAUUAUGAACUCUCUUUUUUUAAGGAUUGCCUAUAUCUGUAUACGUAUAUUGACGCGGUCCCUUUUGACUCUCAGAGCUGCGAAGGGCGUAGAACAGCCUUUCGGUAAAAAAGAAACAUUGCACUUUUAAUCUCUUUUAUCCCCAGCAGGGGCGGCGCUACAGGGGGGGGGGGGACUAUCAGACAGUUUUCCAUUAGUGUCCUAAUAGACGAUAAACUUCUUUGGGGCAUGAUCAUGUAGAACACGUUAGUAAAAAAGUAUGUGCUGCUCUCGCCAUACUGAAAAGGGCUAAUCCAUUCAUUGAAGUUACCACGGCAAAAUUAAUUUAUAACUGUCAAAUCCAAAGUCAAAUUGACUAUUGUUGUGAAGUAUGGGGUUUAAGAUUUAUCACACAAACGAAUCAAAUAAUAAAACUUCAGAAACGUGCUGCCAGAAUAUUACUCAAAGCUAACGUCCUCACCCCGUCUGAUCAAUUAUUUAU